Molecule: messenger RNA, 1293 nt
Organism: Eruca vesicaria subsp. sativa (arugula)
Lineage: Eukaryota; Viridiplantae; Streptophyta; Magnoliopsida; Brassicales; Brassicaceae
Source: the annotation of a GenBank genome assembly
AUGCGAACUCUAUACUUACUAGAUACCGAAGCUAGAAUCUGGGAAUGGAGACAAGCUAUCAAGUUCAUUUCUUCAAAAUCAGGCUUGAGCAAUGAAAAUAGCUCUGAUCCUGUGUUCUUCACUGAUGUCGUGACCAAGGUCAAGGAACUGUUUGAAUUUAAGGACAGACCGAAAAAGCCUUCCUAUAAUUUUACUAAUCAAAUGAUACCACUUCAGAAGCAAACAUGUUUUGAGAUGGGUUUAGUUAGAGACAUGACGCUUUACUUGGUACUUGGAUGUCACGCCACAAACGAGAGAAUCUGCCUCGUGAUAAUGAUGAUAUCUUCUUCCCUCAGCUCGCCGGAUCUAGGUCAGAGUUUAAAGCGGACGUUAAGCGGAUCUCUAGGGCUGAUGCUUUUUCCAAAAGACGGUGGUUUUGUGUUGUACAACCCUAAAGAAGGCAGUAUCCAAAGGAACCAGGGAGACUUUUCAGGAUGUCGAUUCCUCGCAAACUCGGGUAACUGGCUCUUGGUGUUAGAUUCUGUAUCCAAUUUAUUUAUCAUAGAUGUGUUUAGCGAGAAAAAGAUCCUUCUCCCGUCUCUAGAGUCGAUUGAGUCAACUGAUUCUACUGUCAAGCGCGUGGGAGAUAGAGUAUUUGAAAGGCAUGAGUCUGACUCUUUUGCCGGUGAUCUGAGUUCUGAUGUGGUGAGGGGUCUUUUGUGGGUUUCCGAGAGUGGAAAAGAGUACGUUGUGGUGUGGUUGUUCGACCUCCCUGGCCACUCUUAUAUAAGCUUUUGCAAGAAUGGUGAUACUCAUUACACUGACAUUCCUCUAUUUUACGACCGGACUUGCACCGAUCUGUCUGGACAGCAAGGUUUCUUCACGGACAUUACCGGUCGUACACCAUUCCCAAUGCUUUCUCGUGAUGAUCAAUACGAUUCUAGCAUUGCGGUUACAAGAUCAGGAGAGGUUUUGUUGGUUGAGAGUGAUCCAUAUAAUAGGACCUGGUUCCGCCUCUACAAGAAGGAUCCUGAUUUAGAAAACCCGGAAACCCGCUGCCACACGGUUGUUGAGGUAGAUUCUCUUGGUGGUGAGGCCCUGCUUCUUGACUUGGGUUUCACUGUGCCUGCUAACAAGGCCCUUGGUAUCGAACCAGACUGCAUCUAUUUCACCCGUCACUUUCGUCCCUGCCAUUGCACACCUCGCGACCUUGACAUAUGUGUGUUCAAUCUUGCAACCAAGACCCUCGUUCGCUUUCCUGAUCUUGACAUGAUGAAUAUCAUGGAUGCUCGAUGGUUUCUCCCUCGGAAUUAA